This is a messenger RNA of Knipowitschia caucasica, 1299 nucleotides long. The record is from the annotation of a GenBank genome assembly. Lineage: Eukaryota; Metazoa; Chordata; Actinopteri; Gobiiformes; Gobiidae.
AUGGCCCACUCUCCAGUGCAGGGCCACCUGCCCGGGAUGCAGAAUACUAAAGUGGACCCAGAGGAGCUCUUUACAAAGCUGGAACGUAUUGGCAAAGGAUCGUUCGGGGAAGUGUUCAAAGGCAUCGACAAUCGCACACAGAAAGUUGUGGCCAUCAAAAUCAUAGACUUGGAAGAAGCAGAGGAUGAGAUUGAAGACAUCCAACAGGAGAUCACAGUGCUCAGCCAAUGUGACAGUCCAUUCAUCACAAAGUACUAUGGGUCGUACCUCAAGGACACUAAGCUAUGGAUCAUAAUGGAAUACUUGGGCGGAGGCUCGGCAUUAGAUUUGAUGGAGCCUGGGGCCCUGGAUGAGACUCAGAUCGCAACCAUUUUGAGAGAGAUCUUGAAGGGCCUGGAGUAUUUGCACUCUGAGAAAAAGAUUCAUCGAGAUAUCAAAGCAGCCAACGUGUUGCUGUCUGAGCAGGGAGAGGUGAAGCUGGCAGACUUCGGUGUGGCGGGGCAGCUCACCGACACCCAGAUAAAACGCAACACAUUUGUCGGGACACCAUUCUGGAUGGCACCCGAGGUUAUCAAGCAGUCGGCAUACGACUCAAAGGCUGAUAUCUGGUCUUUGGGCAUCACGGCCAUUGAACUGGCGAAGGGUGAACCGCCGCACUCGGAACUGCACCCCAUGAAGGUUUUAUUCCUUAUUCCAAAGAACAACCCGCCCACACUGGAGGGCAACUACAGCAAACCGCUCAAGGAGUUCGUCGAGGCUUGUCUCAACAAAGAGCCCAGUUUUAGGCCAACUGCCAAAGAGCUGCUGAAGCAUAAGCUGAUUGUGCGCCAUGCGAAAAAGACGUCGUACUUGAUUGAGCUGGUGGACAAGUACAAGCGGUGGAAGGCAGAGCAGGCCAGAGCCAACGAGUCCAGUUCAGACGAAUCAGACUCGGAGCAGGAUGGCCAGGCGUCAGGUGGGAACGAUUUUGGCAGCGAUGACUGGAUAUUCACCAUCAGAGAGAAGGACCCAAAGAAGCUGCAGAACGGGGAGGGCCAGUCGGGAGGAACGGACAAGACAAAAGACAUUCCAAAGAGGCCUUAUUCACAGAGCCUGACGUCUGUCAUCUCUCCUGCAUUAGCUGAGCUGAAGGCGCGACAGGAGCAGGUGAACGGCAACCCCAUGGUCCUGGACGAGCUCCGGGAGGCCAUCUUACUGGCUGAGGAGGCUUUUCCUGGCAUCUCGGAUUCACUCGUGGCACACAUGGUCCACAGACUUCAGAGCUAUUCGACAAGCAGGUCGUCUUCCUCCUCUACCUAA